AUGGAGAGACCAGUGAAGGAUGGGAUCCUCUAUGUGCAGCACUGCAAAUUUGGAAAGAGGUCCUGGAGGAAGAUGCGAGCACAGCUGUUUGCUGCCAGUUCCUAUGGUGUGGCGCGCAUGGAGAAGUUCGAUGUGCGGGAUGAUGGUGUGACCCCGGAGAAGACAUCCCUGCAGCGCUGUGCCCGGCGGGUCAUCCGCCUCUCCGACUGUGUCUCUGUGGGCCCUGCAGGCACGGAGAGCUGCCCCAAAGCCACUGCUGCCUUCUAUCUCACCACCACAGAGAAGAGCUACGUGCUGGCGGCAGAGCAGAGGGACGAGUGGAUCUCCCAGCUCUGCCAGCUGGCUUUCCAGGGUGCAAAAGAGACGAGGACCCAGCCCAGCCCUGCUGUCCCCAUGGAAGAGAACUCCCUCUACUCUUCCUGGCAGGACUUGACUGAAUUCCCAGUGCUGGUGGUCCAGACGGAUGCAGCCACCCGCUGUGGCCUGCACGGGCACUACUUGCUCUCGGCCCUUCCUCAGAGCCUGACGCUGAAGGAUGCCCAGUCCCACCAGGCUCUGCUUACCUGGCCCUACCCCUUCCUCCGCAAGUUUGGCCAGGAUCAGACUGUCUUCUCCUUCGAG
This is a messenger RNA of Acanthisitta chloris (rifleman), 621 nucleotides long. RefSeq names its product docking protein 3 (gene DOK3). The transcript is spliced from 5 exons. The annotation marks the transcript as partial. NCBI's taxonomy places the organism in Eukaryota, Metazoa, Chordata, Aves, Passeriformes, Acanthisittidae. The record is from RefSeq and is a predicted model, not a curated record. Gene Ontology annotation, cellular component: cytoplasm. Gene Ontology annotation, biological process: positive regulation of MAPK cascade; cell surface receptor protein tyrosine kinase signaling pathway.